GGGAGAAGACGUGCACAGUUGAUUCGGAGAGUGAUAUAUUGACAGAUUGACAGCUGGAAGUGAAUAGUACGUUAUUGUAUAUGAUGAUCACAAACUUAAACGCGCACUUCAUUUGAAGAGUUAGUGGAAGACACAGAGCAAAAUGUCUUCAGGAAAUGUUGUCAUUAUCCCCGUUGACGGGAGCAAAAACAGUGAAAGAGCAGUAAGCUGUAAGUCUCUGUUUGAAAAAAACCGUAGAUCAAAACUUACGUGCAAUAUUUGUUUACGUUCUCAAAUUUACAAAGCUAAACUUUGCUUAGCUUAGUCAUAUCCACAUGAUCAGAUAUUGGUUAUAAAAUAAUGAUCGGGAAUAUUUCAAAGAUUAAUUGGUCUAUCGAUGUACAUCGUUCGCUGAUAUGUGCACUCCGAUUCGCUGGGAUCUUCUCCCAGGUUUCUUGUACUGUGUCCGAACGUCGAAAAGAGACUUAAUCAAGAAGAAACUCUCUUUUUUGUGAUUCUUUUGCCUCCCCUUGAGAGUUUAUUAAUACAAUGUUAAAAUUAGAGUUUAAGCGUGAUUAACUUAAGAAAAACAAUGCCACGAAAGCGAGAAUCAAGAUUAACAAAUAUCGCGCAUUUUUAGUCCUACAGCACACACGUGAAAUAUUGGUCGACUUUAUUUUGUGAUUUCAAAUUGCAGCCGAAUGGUACAUUUCUGAAAUGCUUAAAUGUAUUUGUUUAUUUACCAAAUCUACUUUUGUCGACCUAUGUGAUUUCAUCAUGGCGGUAGUUUUGGUAGAAUUUUACCAAUCAAAUAUUAUAAAACCUUAACGGAAUAUUGCUGCGAUAUUGUUUUAACUCUAGAGGUCCAUAUUGUAAAUUAGUAAGAAAGAUUGACAGAAGUACUUAUGGAUAUUUGCUGAUUCCUUUUUUUAAGAACCAAAUAUCAAAAUAGCAAGGUUACAUAAGCGCCACCUUAACAUCCUACUUCUUGAGACAUAGAGUGUUCUUUUUUCAUGUUUCUCCCAUUGAGCAGGUGAUUAGGAGUACAUUACAUGCAAAUUCAAUGACUUUAAUUACUUUUUGAUUUGAGUGUAGAGAUUGGGUAAAUUCUGUUUGUUUUUGGUUUUUUAAAUUUUUUAAUCAUUUUUCAUCAGGGUAUCUAGAUCAUCUUCACUCUAAAGGUGACAGAGUUGUUUUCAUCCAUGCAUUUGAUCCUCCACCUAUGCAAUCUGCAAAACACAGUAAGUACAGGUUUAUUGGAUCUAAUGAUCAUAAAACUUCCACUGAAACCAUGUGUUCAAAAAGCCCAGAUACUAUCAAACUUAGGGUACAUGUAAUAUCUACCUUGAGGGUAUCUGAACUAUAUUGUAGAGAUGCAAAACUGGUUUUUGAUAUUAGUUCAGAAAUCUUUCUUGAAACUUGGGACAGUAGUGUUAUUUGAUGGAACAAAUAGGUUUACAUGUAGAUAUAGAUCUACAGCUGCCUCAAGGUUAGCUUAACCCUUUAACUCCCAUGACUGACCAAGACAAAAUUUCUCCUUACAAGAUCAAUACAAUAUCAACCAGAUAAGUGAUGAGAAUAGAGAAAAAUAUCAGUUUAGGGAUAAUAAGUUGAUCCAGUACUGAAUUCUCUGAACUGACAUUAUACGAAUUGUAUGGUUGACCGUGAGAAGAAUUACAAAUUUGAUCUGGGAGUUAAAGAGUUAAGGGAUAUUUUUGAAGAUUUUUAGUUUGUUGAGUCAUAAAUUACUUCUUUUAAUUAGUAUAAGAACUAUACCUACCUGAUUGCAGCAAUGUUGUCGCUGAAGAACACAAAAGCUAUAGAAGGAAAACAGACAGGCAACAAAGGAAUUAAUCAGCAAUAGUCAUACAAUGACUAAGCUACUUUUUUAGAAUGUCAAAAUAAUAACUAACCCUCUAAGACUGAACUUCUUUUCCAAAUUAAUUCUCCGGCCUUUCAUACACAUAGUUACAGGAAAACUCUCUUUUUAUCAUUGCAUAAGAAGAUCAGAGUUACUUUUUGAAAGAACUCUUAUAUUUGCUGGUUCAUUGCAGAAUGUUGGAUGGAGUCAAUGCUGAAUUUGAAUUUUACAUGUAGCUUGCUUUUAUUUGAGUUCCCUGUUUUUUCACUCACUCAGGUGAUUUCCCAUUUUUUCCUUGUCGAGAACACAUCUGGAGAAAUUUCAUUGAAUGAAACAAUGAAAUUUCUCAAGAUGUGCAUAUCAGUGUUCAGAUUUCUACUUAACUUUAAUUCUUCAUUUUUCUUGCAUGAUUAAUUUUUUUUCGCAUUUUUGUAUUACAGUCAAGCCUCUUUUUGUGACAACUUCUUGCUAGUGACCACUUUUUUCAAUUUAAAUUGCAGUUAUACUAAAACAAGGAAUGAACUAAAAUGACCUAAAACAACCUAAAAUGAUCUUGAGUGAUGCACACAAUGAAGUAAAAUAACCUUGACUGAUGUCUGAUGUAACCAAAAAUGACAUUUAAGUCUAGCUGAAAAGAUCCAUAAUAGUAGCUGGUAGUAGCUCAAUGAUCUAAGGUGUUCUAAGUGGUCUAAAGUGACAUAUUAUUAAAUAAAACUAAGAAGGUAAGCACUUAGUUUGCACAUUCCCACACUUUUCCUUAGAGCGUGUUCAAAUUCUCAAAGGUUCCUCUUACUUGUAACUGAUCACUGAAUCUUGCAAUGCAUGACGCUUUCAUAAAUUAAUAGUUUGCUUUUUCUUGAGACAUCACCUUGGGAUGCCUGUGAUAUGGCUGACAAUUACUUUUUUUAAAUUGUUCCAGUAAAGUUAAAACAUCAUUUCAUGUCAUUUUAGUCAGUGCAGGUUAUUUCCAAUCAUUUUAGGUCAAUACAUCAGUCAAGGUUAUUUCCAAUCAUUUUAGGUCAAUACAUCAGUCAAGGUUAUUUUAGGUCCUUUUAGGUCAUUUCAGACAUCACUUAAGGUCAUUUUAGGUCAUUUUAGAAAUCACUCAAGGUCAUUUUAGGUCAUUUUAAGUCAUUUUAAGUCAUUUUAAGUCAUUUUAGGUCAUUCCCUGUUUUAGUAACUACCUUUUCAAAUUACCAAAAGUUUCCAAGUCAAAUCACUUCAAAUGAAACCUCUUGAAACUGGACAUCUCUUGCAAGCAACCACUUUAAGAGAUGCUUGUUUUUAAGAUUCAUUUGUUUUUAACCCACCAUAGGCCACCAAUUGACAGACAAUUGGCCUUAUCUCUCACAACAUAAUUUGAAAAAUGUUUUAACAAAUGUUUCCAUAUAGCCACCAGAAGUGUUUUUCAAAAUAACUUAAAUGCAUGAAUAAAGUAACAAACAAGCCAAGCUUCUUUCAUGUGAAUUGUCCCAAAUGCUGUUUGAAAUAGUUUGUGAGAUACAAAGCAAUUGGGUCCAUAGAUUCCAUGAUUUUUUUCCUUAAAUCAUUUGCAAAAAGUUCUUACCAUAGGUUUCAAUAAGCACUGGCAAAAGGGUCCAAAUUACCCAAAAUAUGGAACCUCUGUGGCCUGACCUCUGAUAAGGAACUGCCUUCCGUAAGCAACCACCUACACUUGACAUUUUGGGUGGUCACUAACCGGAGGUUCCACUGUAGCCCUAAACACAGUUUGAAUUUGGUUAAAUUGAUGCAGAUAGGUGGAUAUACACAAUAAUAUGUAUUUCAUGCUCUCCUCCAAUUUCUCCCUAUAUCUCCUCACUAAUUGAAGAAGGAAAAUUUGGCAGGAUAUCUUAAUUUAUCAUUAUGAUAUAAACUAUGGUUUUAUACAAGGAUUUCCAGCCCUGAGAAAAGCCAUAACAUCACAGGUGAAAAAAUACAAUAUUUUCUCAGGUGUGUUUGAUAUUGUCGAUUAGCUGCUGACACAUUACUUGCCUUUUGUGCUACCAUUCUCAAUCCAAGGUUGUCUGUCAGAAUUUUUUCAGAUUGUGGCUGCUAAAACACUGAAAAAUCUGUAUCGCUGGCAGACAGUGACACUCAAACUUUCCUAUAAGGGGAAGAAACAAAAUGUGAAAAGAAAAACCAAAAGUUAUGUAUUCAGUGGCUUUGGUAAUGAAAUUUCUUGUGGCUGAAAAUGAAAAUCGAAUACAGGAAGAUUUGCCACAGGUUGAUUUUAUGCACUGUAUCUUUUUAUUUCCAUUUGUUGUGAAAGUCAACUUUUUUCGUCAAUAAAGGGCUAUCAUGUUUAUAUGAAUUAAACAAAAUAAUACAUGGUUGCUUGUAGAUAUGGAAUUUCUCUUUUUUUGUGUUCAACUUGACAUCUCACUGGUGAGCUACCAAGUUAAACACUCAAAGAAAAAUUCUAAAUCAAUGCACACCCAUGUAGUAUUCUCUUUAUAAUGCACUGUCUUAUGACUGAUAGUCUAUCAGUUCUGAGUGUGUUUUCUGGUAUAGGUAUUGGUUAAAUACAUGUAUGUAAGGAGAUCAAAUAUGAUUUUGUAUUUAAUUUAAUCACUUCUGCAAACAGAAGGGUUAAACAGUUUGAAUUCAAUACAAAAAGUCUUUUCCAGACUUGUAUGCACAGCAUAGAAGUAAUCAAAAAUGUAAAAUAAUAAACUGUGAGAUUGGAUGUUGGAGACCACCCCCUCUAAAAAAAGUCUAGUUGUACAAGGUAGGGUUUCAAUGAAUUUGUCUGCAGAGAAUUACAUCCAGGACAAAAGCUUCACCGCUUGCAUGACAAGCAUGUUGUUUUGCCACCAAAGAUAUGAGACUGUCCUCUUAAUUUAUUCCAAACUAGCUGCUUCAAUCAUUGUUUCUCAAGAGGCAAGAUGCUCAUUCAACUCAAGAGACAGAAGUCUCACCUUUAAAGAUGAUAUGCUUGACUUGUGCAAAAUAAGACCAAGCAGUAAUUUUUUUUAGCAGUACUGUCACUACUGAAUGACCAUGUAUUAUUUGCCGUUUACUCUUGAUCUUUUACCAUCAAUAAUUGUUUUUCUUUCCUUUUCUGGACAGCAAGUGUUGACCUCAAGAACAACUAUGAUGAGUGGUGUGUCUUAAUUCAGAAGGCCCAAGACAAAGCCAGGGGCCUUCUGAAAGAGUAUGAUGAAAAAUUUGCCUCCCUAAAGGUCAGUGCAAGUCUUCUUUCGUACAGUAAGUGCAUUUCAUAUUGGUAAGCUCAUGUUGUAUGUUAUUUAUAACUUUGCAAGCUUUGACUACAAUGCAAUCAGGACAAGAGAAAAGGUUGUGUUCCUUGAUGUUACUUCCAGUGAUUUCUAUCCCCAUGUGCUUUUAGAGUUCCUCUUUGUGCAUUAAAUUAUUGGUUCUUAGAUUUUUGUCCUUUUGUCCUGUUGCCAUGCUAACUUAAAAAGUGCUCCCCUCCUAAUCAGCACCCCCAUUUUAACUGAAAUAUUGAAGGAGUGCCCAAGCACUUAUUUGAGGAAAUACUGUACAUCAUGUUGCUCCCUGUGUUAUGGUCGGGCCUUAUUAUUGUUUAUACAGAAACCCAUUUAACCCAACCUUACAUCUGAAAUGAAAAGAUAUAGUUAUGAGUCAAUAAUUUCAUCACAUUUUUGUUUUUGUACCACAUCCUUUUGAAUUUUCACUUGGAAUCUUGGGUGUUGGUGAAAGUUACUUUCAGGUGAACUGGAGCUGACUGAAUCUUCAAAGUGUUGACACACUCAAUACAUCAUAUGUACUUCACAUAUACCAAGUACUAAGUUAAUUCCACCCCCCUUUCCCAUGGCAAAAGUUAAAAGUUCUGAAUUUUAAAGGUAGUUGAAGAUCAAGGCUAAGAAAAAAAACAUUAUUCUUGUUUGAUAGGGACAACUGUCAUACAAGAUGAUUCAUGAUUCAGGCAAACCAGGAGAGGUCAUAAUUAGUUACAGCAAGAAAGAAAAUGGAACAGUAUUAGUAAUGGGUUGCCGAGGACUGGGCAAGCUUCGGAGAACAUUGCUAGGGAGUGUCAGCGAUUAUGUUGUUCGGCAUUCUUCCAUACCUGUGAUUGUGAUACCUCCAGCUAAGUGAUGGAGAGGCAACCAAGUAGUACAAUAAGCAUAGAUUAUUAAUGAAGGAAAAGAAACAUUGUUAUUUAGAAAGCUACAAAAUGCAGUGAUGCAAGCUAGAGUCAAGUCAAUCAAUAGUAUUUAGUGUUAUUAAGUUGAAAUAAUUUUAGAUUAUAUGAAUAGAAAUGAUUUGUUUGACACACAAUGCAUCACUUCAUAAUUUAAUGUACAUGUUAGUGAUAUUCAGAUACCUGUCAAUCAUUUUCGAGUCAAAGUAGUAGAAUUUUUUUAUUUUAGACAAUUUAAUUAUGUCUGCAGAUGCUUGUGGACUUUUGGGAACACUCCUUCCAUUUCCAAAGUUGUCCCAGAGAGUUGCUUCACAACCUUUUCUUUGAUGUCCCCUUUUCUUAAAUCAGAGAUGUUUGGGAAAGCAUGAUCACUUGCAAGAACCUAUCUCUUCUUCAUUUACUUUUUUGUUACCUUACGCACUUAAAGAAAAUAUGUCAGUCAAAACUUUAACAUUAAAGGUCCAAAUUUUAUCACAGGUGUUAGAUUUUGGCAGCUAGAUAGAAUUUACUAUUAGUAUUACUUAAGCUAAAACUGAGGUACAAUCUAUUUGUAAUUUAUUGUACAGUUGAACUACUAUAAUAAGUGUUCCCACCCCCCAGGCCAUAAAUUUCAUAGAAGCACCCCUUCCCCUACAAAAACCUCCAUGUGCCCACUGAUUUUCAUUAAUAGUAGAGAUACAAGAAAACCUGUUUCUAUUGGCGUAAUAUUUAUAACUUUUUAAGCUUCAACUACAGUGGAAUUAGUACAGGAGAAAUGUUUCUCUUCAAUCUUGUUCCAGUUGUUUCCAACUCCACGUGCUUGCAGUGUUCUUUUGUGUGUCAUCAGUUCUAUUUAUUUUCACCCAUUGCUGGGCUAACUUAUUAAGCACCCCCUUGAUUAAGCCCCCUCCUUUCAAUAGGUGCUGCCUUCCACCCCACCCUGCCCCACCCCCCUUUUAGCCAUCAAUCAGCAUCUGGAUCAUCAAAUCAGCACCUGGAUGCUUAUUUAAGGAAAUAUGGUAUCUUUAAAGUUCCAAGGAACAAUUAAAAUCCUACUUAUUUUGAACAACAUAAUCCAGGGGAACAAAUUUUAUGUACCAUAUCAGAUAUUGUUAAGAACAAAUAAUACCUAGCAUUUUUAGGGAAAGUUGGGAAAUAUCCACACCAUAACAGCAAAUGAUUACAUAAAUCUACUCUAAAGGAAGCUCUCUGAUUUAAAUAUAUAAAAAUCAAUAUGAGAACACUUUGUUUGCACAACUACAUACAAG
Pocillopora meandrina is the source of this 7213-nucleotide messenger RNA. Lineage: Eukaryota; Metazoa; Cnidaria; Anthozoa; Scleractinia; Pocilloporidae. The record is from the annotation of a GenBank genome assembly.